Molecule: messenger RNA, 263 nt
Organism: Racocetra persica
Lineage: Eukaryota; Fungi; Glomeromycota; Glomeromycetes; Diversisporales; Gigasporaceae
Source: the annotation of a GenBank genome assembly
AUGAAUGGUUACAACGAAUGGUUACAACAAUGGUUACAACGAAUGGUUACAACAAUGGUUACAACGAAUGGUUACAACGAAUGGUUACAACGAAUGGUUACAACGAGUGGUUUUCAACCAACGAAUGGUUACAACGAACGGUUUCAACGAAUGGUUUCAACGAAUGGUUUCAACGAAUGGUUUCAAAAAGUGGUUUCAAAGAGUGGUUUCAAAGAGUGGUUUCAACGAAUGUGUUUCAACGAAUGGUUACAACAGCUAAUGAU